UCGAUCAUCCCAUCCUUCUUCGUCGGCCUUUUCGCCCAUCGCCCAUCGCCCAUCGAGCGCAUCGUCGCUGCUAAUUGACCUUUCGUAUACGGUACCUGAUUGCGCCUCGGAGUCUCUCGUCUACGCUUCUCCAAUCCUCACUCUAUCGCCGCUGCCGAUCGGUUUCCCUUUUACCGCUCCUCCCCGGCGGCGACGACUACGACGACUACGACGAAUCCACUUCCGAAACUCUCCUCUAUCCAUCCUCUUCCCGUCCCCCUCCACUCGGCUUCUCGUGUUUUCUCGAUGGCGACCAUGACCUUCAAUCCCCAGACACCUCAGAGCCCGUCUCAGUUUUCUCCGAGCAUAGGUGAUCCAGCAUCCAGCAUACACAGCUCCAUGACCGCAAUCACCACUGCUUUGCCUACACCGGCACAUAGCGUCAACGGAUCAGCCCAAGCCGCCGAUAUGGCUCACGAUGCUACGAUGGCGGAUUACUAUUCCCAUAAGCGUAAAUAUUCCUUUGGCGAUGCGGGUGACCAUGAGUUUAAGAAAGUCCAUCUCGAGGAUCGCCGAGUCGGUAUUGAGAACCUACACAUGGAUGUUGGUGAAAAGUACCUUCUUUGCAGAACUCCCCAUUCCGUCUCCUCGCCGUGCAUGUCCGACGACCUUUUUGAGAGAUUCGGUCUAACCGGCAUCGCCGCUGAGGUUGCCCGUACGAAGCCUAACGGGGAAAAGAAUGCGCUCCGCAAGACCUACAAAGGCCAGAUUAAAUCAUUAGGGUUGAGCGGACACUUCGAUGCCGUGAAGAAAGACCCCCAAGAUCAGGACAGUCUCAAGACACUGCUCGACUUCCCCGAAGAAGAAUGGUGCACCAGAGAAGUCAGAGGCAAGGAGAUCGAGCGAGGAUUAUCACAGAGCCUUCUGGCGAACCUAACCCGGGCGACGACAAUGGUCAGAGGUCAAAUACCUAAGACGAUGUGGGAUAGUGCGGUUCUGGGCGAUCUCGCGCCCGGAAACGCACCGAAGAAAGUCAGCCAUGAUCAAGCUACGAGGCAGACGGCGCCUAGCACCCCGGUUCCGUCGGGCCUAGGCGUAACGCCGAAGCCGAAUAAGCCGUUGACGUCUCAGAUGGACCGUGCCCGUCGAAUCGGGAAGAAGCGGAGUUAUCAGGACAGCAGUUUCGAGGGGUACGGCGAUGGUUAUGCUGACGAUGAUGUUGGCGGAUAUUCGACGGGUGACGGGGAGGAACGGUUGAAGUUGAAGAGGAGAAAACAGGUGCAUACGGACGAUCCGUCUUCAGCGAACCUCUUCACUGACCGGCUACAGAACCUUGGCGACGUAUCGUCCUCCGGCGGCGCUAGUGGCUGA
This is a messenger RNA of Durotheca rogersii, 1350 nucleotides long. Its product is annotated as Rox3-domain-containing protein. The record is from RefSeq and is a predicted model, not a curated record. Gene Ontology annotation, biological process: regulation of transcription by RNA polymerase II. Gene Ontology annotation, molecular function: transcription coregulator activity. Bases 286 to 1350 code for a protein of 354 amino acids. Gene Ontology annotation, cellular component: mediator complex. NCBI's taxonomy places the organism in Eukaryota, Fungi, Ascomycota, Sordariomycetes, Xylariales, Xylariaceae. The transcript has 3 exons.